CAGCGCGUUUCAGUAUCUGCUAUCGAUUAUCACGCGGAAUUAAUUAUCGUUAUGAGAUUAUCGAAUCUUGGCGAAGUGCUAUCAACAUAUCUAUCUAGCUAAUAAACAAAACAUGACGACUAAUAAAAAGAAUGCAGAAUUGAGAGAACAACUAAUAGCGGCAGUGAUUAAAAAGCGCGCUGCGCUUGCCAGAGCGCAUCAGAUAGUUGUCACGCUUUUAGAGCCACAAAUAGAGGAAGCUGCAUUUAUUGACAUGCUGGCUGAAAUUGGACCGGAAAACUAUGCAGACGUUGUGGAAGAGCGACACAUAAACAAGUUAUGUGGUUAUCCUCUAUGUGCAGUUGCAGUCGAAAAAGUAACCACAAAGAAGUACCAAAUCUGUGGAAUUAAGAAUAAAGUGUACGAUUUAACGGAGCGUAAAAAGUUCUGCAGUGGUCAAUGCUUCAAGGCAUCGGAAUAUAUCAAAUCACAAAUUCCCACAUCUCCUUUGUGGCUCCGCGAUAAAGAACAGAGACCAAAUUUUAAAUUAUUUCCAAUUAAAAAUGAUCCUACACCACUGUGA
Messenger RNA from Drosophila nasuta, 562 nucleotides. Its product is annotated as putative RNA polymerase II subunit B1 CTD phosphatase RPAP2 homolog. The transcript has 4 exons. Gene Ontology annotation, cellular component: cytoplasm; nucleus. Gene Ontology annotation, molecular function: RNA polymerase core enzyme binding; RNA polymerase II CTD heptapeptide repeat phosphatase activity. The record is from RefSeq and is a predicted model, not a curated record. Lineage: Eukaryota; Metazoa; Arthropoda; Insecta; Diptera; Drosophilidae. Bases 113 to 562 code for a protein of 149 amino acids.